ACAUCUUCCAGCGUGCCUUGCGCUGAGGCGGAAGCGGCGUGAUGGCGGCGUGCGGGGAGCUCCGGGGUCGGUGACCGGAGCUGCCGCGUUCGCCAUGGCUCUGAUCGAGGGCGUGGGCGACGAGGUGACGGCGCUGUUCACUCUGUGCGUGGCCGCCGCGGUGCUGGCCCUCGCCUGGAUCUCCACCCGCGCCCCGCAGCCGCACGAGGAGGCGCCGAGCGCGGCCCCGGCCCCCGUCGAGCGCGGGGCUCCGGUUACCGGAGCGGGGCCCGAUGAGGCAGAGGCGCGGGACCGGGCCGAGACCGACAGCGGCGACGGGGAGGGCGGCCCCGGCGAGCCCUGCAUGGUGCUGCGGCUAAAGUUCCUCAACGACACCGAGCGCAUCGCGCGGGUGCGGCCCGGAGACACCGUGGGGGCCCUGAAGAGGGCGCAGUUCCCGGGGCAGGAGCACCAGGUCCGGCUUAUCUACCAGGGGCAGCUGCUGCGUGAUGACAGCCAGCGCCUGGCCAGCGUGCCACUCGCCUCGCACAGCGUCCUGCACUGCCACCUCGCCCAGCACGGCCCAGGCCCCGCGCCCUCUGCUCCCCGUGCCUCCGCCGACCCCGUGCACACCGCACUCAACGCCGGCAGUCUGAUGCUGCCGCUCUUCCUGCUGCUGCUGGCGCUGCUCUGGUACUGCCAGCUCCAGUACCGCCACGUCUUCACCGCCACCGCCACCACCUUCCUGGCCGGCCUCACCCUCCUCUUCAGCGUCAUGGCCUUCGCCAUGUACCGCCGGUAGCACUGCAGCCUCAUCCUGGCAGGAAUCUGUCCAGCCCAGGGACUGCUGCACCCGGGGAGAGCUGGGGGUGAGGGAGCAUGUGGGUGUUCAGCAUUCCCGCUCUGGGAAGGGAUUACUUUUGCUGUGCCUGGACCAGGGGCUGCAUCUCACACGCGCUUGGCAUUCCUGACUCCAGGAAUGGGUGGCCUUUGCCAUGUACUGCCGAUAGCACUGCAGCUGGCCAGAACCCAGUGGGAAUCUGACUUGGGGGAGCUGGGGGGCAGGAGCACACACACGCUCGGCAUUCCCAGCUCUGGGAAUGUACCACGGGUGUGUACCACGGGUAAGCACCACAGCCACCCUGUCAGGAGCUGCGGCCUCGAAGGGAGCCGGAGGGUGGGAGCAUGCACGCGCUCGGAAUUCCCGACGCCGGGAAUGGGUGGCCUUCGCCACGUACCGGAGCUGGCAACACAGCUGGCCUCAUCCCGGCAGGAAUCUGCCUGCACCAGGACCCGCAGCCCUGGAGGGACUCGGGGGGAGCAGCUCGGCGUUCCCAGCUCUGGGAAGGGGUGGGAGCGAGGGCUCGGGCCGUUCCACACCCCCUACCCUCCCGCCGGGGCUCCCAUCGCUCCGGAAUGACCGAAAGGAUUAAAGGGACUGAGAACAGCAGCG
Molecule: messenger RNA, 1432 nt
Organism: Cuculus canorus (common cuckoo)
Lineage: Eukaryota; Metazoa; Chordata; Aves; Cuculiformes; Cuculidae
Gene: TMUB1
Product: transmembrane and ubiquitin like domain containing 1
Exons: 2
Coding region: 95-781 (228 amino acids)
Molecular function (GO): protein binding
Source: RefSeq, a predicted model, not a curated record